Lepisosteus oculatus (spotted gar) is the source of this 3887-nucleotide messenger RNA. It is a transcript of the gene gpr17, whose product is annotated as G protein-coupled receptor 17. The record is from RefSeq and is a predicted model, not a curated record. Gene Ontology annotation, cellular component: plasma membrane. Gene Ontology annotation, biological process: G protein-coupled receptor signaling pathway. Lineage: Eukaryota; Metazoa; Chordata; Actinopteri; Semionotiformes; Lepisosteidae. Gene Ontology annotation, molecular function: G protein-coupled receptor activity.
UACAUUUUUUAAAUAACUGACAUUUUAAUUUCACUCUUAUGUCAUAGUUUUCAUGAAAUGUUAUGUUUUACUCUAGCAAUUAAACAGCUUAGCAGAUCUUUGUUUUAUCAAAAGAGAGUCUCUCACCAGAACAUGAAUUCAAAAAAUCUUAGAACUCCAUCUGGAUCAACAUUGUUCAUGUUAUUUGUAAUUUAGCCUUUACAGAUUAAUGCUUUUGAGUAUUAUUUUAUUAAAACUGCUGUCUCUAUAGCUGCUUUUAAUGUUUAGUAUCAGUAACCCCUUGCACAUAUAUUUCUUUGUUCUGCAUGAAAUAUUGUAUACUGUAGUUACUCAGAUACUGUAAGUACAGUCAUACCUAUAGCUGUGGAUAGUCUGUGGCAGUAAAACAUUCGGAUGAGGUUAACAAAUUGUCUGAAAUAGUGGUCUUAAGUCUGUCAGUUGGUAUAUACCUUCAUAUAUUUCUUUUAAUCCAUCAAAUCCUAAAGGAACUCAGUAGUGCCACAAGGAAAAAUAUCUCUGGAGCUAUUUCAAGAUAAGGAAAAGAUGCUGUUUAGGGAGUAUAGGAAGAGUCAUGUGAUACAUUUGAAGGGAAAGGCUUGAAUGCCAAUGUACUGAUGCUUCAGAUCGAGACUUCUGAAUACCUGUUAACUACAUAGAGGUUAUUUACGAAGCUUUAGUUUUUUACUCUUAUUGCCAGUUAUGUUCAUCUAUACCAUACUCUCUUCAGUACUUUACCACUUCUCCUCAGUUCAGAACUAGUUUUAUGAUAAUUAUUUCUCAUUACACUGUUCAUCAAAACAAUUAUUUAUUCCCUGUGCAUAUUGCUCAGUUCUUUUUUAUUCAAGGAAAAAUGUCUAUAGAGUGCUGUCUUACAUACACUUGUGAAAAUUUGAAUAAACAUUGCCAAAAAUGUCUGAUGAUGUCUAACUAUUGAUGUAUGUUAAAAAGUAAGGGUUAAUUUAUUCUGUAACAGAGGAUAGAUGUGACAUCUCAAAUCAGUCAUGCAGCAGAUACUUUAGAUUUAUUGAUAUCAAGAUGCAUUUCAGUUUUCUAUCACAUCUCUUUCGCUUCAUAAAGUAGAAAUAUUUAGACCCUCUCAAAGAGAACAUUGAAAACAUUCCUUCAUUUUUGUUUCCAAUUUUUUUUUCUCUGAAGCUAUUGAUUUUUGUUACGAACUGGCUCCAUAGUCUUGGCUGUACCUAUCUUCUGCGGAAACACGUUUUAUUAAUCUGAAUCACAGAAUAUUCCAUAGUUCUUUUGCACACAGUGUAGAAAUGUGCUUCUAACUAAGGGAAAAGUUUAACAUUUUUUAAUAAUAAAUUAAUAAUAAAUUAUGUUGUAAUUUUAAAAACAACAAAUCACUUGUUAAAUGAUGUUCCGGUGCAGUAUGUGAUCUUAAAAGCUCCUAGUUUUUUUGUAUUUUCCUUCUCACCUGAUGACUUUCAUUAAAGAGCUUUGAUUAGAGAAAUCUGUUAGUCCCUUUAAAAAUAUUACAAAAUCAUCUGUGAUCAUUCUACAAGGGCAUUAGGGUGAGAAUUUUGCAGCUUUCGCGUUUUUUCCUUUAAGAAGGAUACAAAAAGUGGAAAUCGUUAAAUCAAUUCAGCUUGCUUAUGUGGAUUCAUUUUCUGUAAAUACCUUUGAGUAAAAAGUAAACUUUCUAGAGCUUAAAAACAGUCCCCAUUUUGUCUUAGUGGUUAUUAUGGUUUCAUAAUGGGGUGAAACAUCAACACUGUUGAUAUUUGCGUUUUUUGAAGUUUUAUCUGAUGUGCCUUGUUAUAUUGAUAAGAAAUGUGGAGAUAAUUCAGAAUUAGCAGUUAGCAGUAUAGAGCCUUUACUAGCUAACUUUUCUCAGAUUGUCUCAAUAGAACAGUGCUUUUAUUCAAGUCACUGAAUCACAUUAACAUAAAGAUGGGGCUAAGCUGAAAAAAUAAAAUGAAACGAUGUGUAAGAUGUGCAGCUGUGAUCUUCUAUAAAAGAAAUAACUCUGCUUUUUAAUUUUCCUCCACAUCUGUCUGGUGGAAAUGUGACUGAUUAUCAGUGGCCCAGACAUAAGUCCUCCCAUCAGAACCUAGCUAACAGAGCCCCUGUUUCUUUCAAUCUUCUUUUCUUUUUCUCUGUAGAGCACAGGGGGCUUCUUAGUUUAAACCUUCUAUGAAGAGUCAUCUUUGUGGCUUUAUUCAUAAACCGACCAAUUAACAACACAAUCUCCCUUCUAUUUAUUGAUAUAGAGGAAAAAGGCGUUAUCACAGAGGCUUUUGGAAAAAGUCUAGGCCUUGUUGCCAUGGUGCUCAUUGGUAUGGAAGCACGCCAUUCUUUUUUUACAAAAUUAAAUGAAUCCCUUCUCUUGACUCAGGCUAUUGUCAAGCAUUCAAGGCACAAGUGGUCCUCACAGGCAAAGGGAUGGUGUAAAAUAGAUGAGGUCAAAGUUUGCAUGAGAGCCCCCUUUCAAGACCUCUAAUCAAAUUUGAGAAGCAACAGAACAUUCAUAGAGCUACGGUUUCCCAAAUCAGCUCAGAAUUUCUUUCUUUAAUGAAAUUGUUUUCACUUGCUGAAGGAACUCAUAGGAGGAUAUGUCUUCUAUCUCUUGCCUUAUAAACGUGAUAGAGCACAUUGCAUUUAUUUAUCUCGUUGUAAUUUUCCCCUAUUCACAACCUCUGAGCUGCUGUGUAUUAUCUUGGCUCCACCACCAGCUGUUGUUAGAUGAACGCCAGCAUUUCGCAGUGAGAUAUUUACACCCUUGGAAGCUCUAUUUCAGCAAAGCUUGAGAAGGGAAUCAUCGUGAUAAGUAGGAGACAUGAACUCCUCAUCGGUGGAAAUCUCAUCUAUGCUCCCCAACCAGUCAUCUGAGAGCUGCAGCGCAGAGACGGUGGUGGAGAAUAUCGUAUUUGGAGGAUUGUACAUAGUGGUUUUCCUUCUGGCUCUUACUGGCAACGGGCUGGCACUGUGGAUCUUCUCUCGACAGCAUGGCACUACUUCCCCCUCUAACGUGUUCCUGCUGCAUUUGGCCAUUGCUGACCUCUCCUACGUGGCGAUCUUGCCUCUGCGGGCUGCUUACCACCUGACAGGAGGCCACUGGCCGUUCGGGGAAGUGCCUUGCCGUGUGGUGGGCUUCCUCUUCUACGUCAACAUGUACGCCAGCAUCUAUUUUCUUGCGUGCGUGGCCGGGGACAGGUACUUGGCGGUGGUGCAUGCCGUGCGCUCCUUGAAAAUCCGCCAGUCCCGUUACGCCCACACCGUCAGUCUUCUCCUUUGGAUCCUGGUGACCGUAUCAAUGGCCCCUCUGCUGGCCACCCGGCAGACCAUCCAGAAGGACAAUCUCACCGUGUGCCUGCAGCUGUACCGCGAGAAAACGUCACAUCGGGCCCUCGUCUCCAUCGCCGUGGCCUUUACUCCGCCUUUCCUCGUGACGCUCGUCUGCUACCUCUUGAUCGUCCACAGCCUCCGCCAGGGGAUAAGGCUGGAGACUGGUCUCAAAAGCAAAGCUCUCCGCACCAUAGGCCUGGUGCUGCUCAUCUACUUGGUCUGCUUUUUACCCUACCACGUCAGCCGCGUGAUCUAUAUUGUUGUGCACGGCCACCCGGGGGUGUCCUGUCAGACUAAACGAGCCCUAAUGCUGGGGAACCGGUUGACCUCUUCGCUCACCUGCCUGAAUGGCGCUCUCGACCCCCUCGUUUACCUGUUUGGUGCAGAGAAGUUUCGGGAUGUGUUUUGGCAGAUGCUCUGUGGGAAGAAAGCAGGGUGCUCUGGAGCUGCCAGCGGGGAAGCCAAAACGACACACGAGAGCUCGCUGAGUGCCAAGUCCGAGUUCUGAUGUGAUGGACCGUGUUUUCGCUUUGCUUUCGGCGCCCUCUCCCACCCCUGAAAGAAAAGACCCCCCCCCCCCCCCC